UGAUAAACUCUUUAGUCAUGACCAAUGAUCUGGCUGACUUCCUCAUGAGUGGACUUCUGUCAUAGAUUGUGAUCCAACUCUAGUGAACUCUGACCACCGCAGUCUACUACACUACUGUGAAAAACCAUCGGGCUGAAAGUUUGACAUUCUUUGCUACAUAACAUGAUCUGUUGACAUGAGGGAUUUUGGAUGAAUGAGGAAAAAGGCGCGACAACAUUUGCCGAAGAUGACACAGAACAUGUUCCAGGAGGGUUUGUACCACGUGUUUUUUAAGGAGACACCCUCCCCCCCCGCCCCAUUGAACCAGGUCACCAGAGAUGGGGAGCUAAUCAAUGGCAGGAUUCAUCGCUGGUUUGGGACUGUGGUCAACACCAGACUUUUAGUCACAGGAGUGGUGCAGAUCCUCAGUGCAUUAGCUUGCAUACUCGCCACAAUCACCCAUGCUUGUGUGAGCUACAACUGCGCCGUAUCCAUGACAACACCAGUGUGGUCGAGCUUAUUUUAUGUGGCGGCUGGGAGUCUGGCAAUGGAGGUUCAGAGGAAAGCCAAUAAAUUAAAGAUCAUCGCUCUGAUGGGUCUGAACCUCUUUGGUCUGCUGUUUGGCUUCUCUGCCAUCCUGACCAACAGCCUCCGGUCUACACAGGCAGUCACACUCAAAACGAGCCAACAGCGCGUUGGUUCAUACGUUGCAAGGGGCAGCUCCAUAGCGUUCACCGUCCAGUGUUGUCUGGCGUCGCUCUACGUCCUGUUCCUGUCGUUGAGAGGCCUGCGGCGCUACAGUCCUCCGCAGUUUCAGGCCUACAGCCGCCUCACACAGGAACCAGAUGAAACCAACGGGGCUCUGCUGGAACAAGUGGAAUUCAAUCAGUGAAACUCAGAA
Pungitius pungitius (ninespine stickleback) is the source of this 880-nucleotide messenger RNA. RefSeq lists its product as uncharacterized. The record is from RefSeq and is a predicted model, not a curated record. The transcript has 7 exons. The coding region runs from base 194 to 871 and encodes 225 amino acids. Gene Ontology annotation, cellular component: membrane. Lineage: Eukaryota; Metazoa; Chordata; Actinopteri; Perciformes; Gasterosteidae.